Messenger RNA from Salvelinus namaycush (lake trout), 890 nucleotides. Its product is annotated as cytochrome b5-like. NCBI's taxonomy places the organism in Eukaryota, Metazoa, Chordata, Actinopteri, Salmoniformes, Salmonidae. The record is from RefSeq and is a predicted model, not a curated record. The coding region runs from base 146 to 622 and encodes 158 amino acids. The transcript has 5 exons. Gene Ontology annotation, molecular function: heme binding. Gene Ontology annotation, cellular component: intracellular membrane-bounded organelle; membrane.
UUCCAUAUGCCGGUUGAAAAGGGGAAACCGUGGCUUGCUGUGUAUUUUCCAACGAAACACAGGCAUUUGGAUACACGAGCCUACGAAUUAACGUUGGGUAAUCAAAGUGUAUAGCUAAGGGACUUAGCGUGUUAAACUAGACAGAAUGGGAGAGGGAAUUAACGAUAACAUGAUCAACACAAAUGGUGCUGAUAACAUGGACGUGACUCACACAGAAGAGACAGCAGACAGCGAUGUGAAAUACUACACCUUGGAAGAAGUAAAAACUCAUAAUAUGAAGACGGACGCAUGGCUUAUCAUCCACGAUAAAGUGUAUAACAUCACCAGUUUCUUGGAAGAGCAUCCAGGAGGAGAGGAUGUUUUGAUGGUGCAGGCAGGUGCAGAUGCCACAGUGAGCUUUGAGGAUGUUGGUCACUCUACAGAUGCCAGGGAGAUGCUCAUCAAGUACUACAUUGGGGAGCUCAAGAUGGAUGACCGGAAGAAGGAAGGCACAAAGGAAGAAUUCAUUACAACUUCAGGAGAUGGCUCCAGCUCGUGGACAACAUGGUUGAUACCUGCCAUAGUUGCAGUUGUUGUGGGUAUCAUGUAUCGAUACUACAUGCAGGAGCGCAAGUCUUCCUGAGCCCUGACGCUGUUGUCUUCUCAUUCUUUGUCUGGAGGCCUUGACAUGUUUGACCAAACCCCCCCCCCCCCCCCUUCCAUUGAACAACUUUUCAGAGGUGCGCCCCCACGUCCCACUCAACUCACACAGUGCCCUCACCUUGAGGGAAAGGACAAAACAAUCCCCUUGCCCCUCAGCUUUCUUUUCUACACCUCAUCCAACAGGCUUUGGGGCGAAAUGCAUCUGGAAACUUUCUGCCCUCAGUCUCUAUAAAUUGGUUUCUAAUCUA